CAUUACUUUCUCAAACAGCUUCAAGUGUCACUAGUACUCACACGUUUGUGCAACACUGUCAAUGCGCAUGAUGCAUGCAUAGACGGACUGGUCACGAGUCUAUGAUGCAUGAUCGAUGGUCAACAUGUCUCUUAAGCUUGUCCGACAGCAGGCCGCGCUACACACCUAUUUCUGCUUCACAGAGCAAGUCAUGCGCUACCUUUUCGUUCGCAACGUGAUCAGUGAAUCUGCAGGAGCGUAUGGCUACCCUCCACGACAUAAUUCUUUUGAUGACAAAAUUUGUCGAGACGGAUAUAAAAGCCUGGUCGUGAAGGCCGGUGACCGGUAAUCGUUGAGGUUCUCGCUAGUUUUCGCUUUUCUUGUUACCAAUACCCAUGGUGAAUUUUACUAUCCUCGCAGGAGGGUACACUUCCUACAUCGCCUCGUAUAUGUUCAAUAGCGAGACGAACAAUUUGACAUACUUGAACCAGUAUAUCACUGGCGGCAAUCCAUCGUGGAUAAUCUCACACCCUACGAACAAGAGUAUUCUUUAUGCAACCAACGAGAACGUCCCCGUAGGCGCAUUACAAUCAUUCACGGUCGGACCUGAAGGAGCACUCACCCUUGUCGAUACUGCAUACUCUGGAGGAAGUGGCCCGCCGUAUUGCGGCGGUCUCUCCACGGGUCAGGUAGCCAUAGCCAAUUACGGCUCCGGAACUGCGCGGGUAAUCCCCACGACCACAGAUCCGUUGCAGUUCUCCACCAAUGACAGCACCAUUGUGACAUUCCCUGUCCCAACCACUGGAACGCAGGGCGUGUCCGAACCGCAUAUGGCAUACCAAUACGGCGAGGAGCUCUUGAUCCCCGACAAGGGCAACGACAAAAUCUGGCGUCUCGGCCAGAACGGGUCACCAGGUAACUUCUCGGUUCACGGUCAAAUCGCGCAGCCAAUCGGCAGCGGCCCACGGCACAUCCAGAUUUACGAGAACCAGCUCUACACAAUCCACGAGCUCGCAAGUACCCUGAUACUCCAAGACUUUCCCGCAUACCCCAACUUCUCCACUCCCCUCAUCUCCAACGUUUCCACUGUCCCGAAUUAUCAACCUGCAGGCUCCAGCUUUGCAGCUGCCGAAGUCCUUAUCCCACUUCCAACAGCCGAGUUCCCGACCCCUUACAUCUACACCUCGAACCGCAACACUGGUGUACAGGACCCACGUGGGGAUACGAUCGCCAUUUUCGAGAACGUGGAUAACCAGCUGGUCCUGAAGAACCAGGUAUACACGGGCUUGAACCAGAUUCGCGGCAUGAUGCAUGGGCAGCAAGCCGGCGAGGGAGGCGAUGCAUAUAUUGUAGCUGCCGGGUUUGCGGGCACUGCGGGCGUCAAGGUGUUCAAGCGAACGGAGGGAGGCGUGAAUUUGGAGGAGGUUGCAGUGAAUACAGAGCUUCCGACGCGGACGAGCUUCGUAUGGUUAAAACAAUAGAGGAUUACACUCAGUAUCAAUCCAGAC
Suillus subaureus is the source of this 1487-nucleotide messenger RNA. RefSeq names its product Lactonase, 7-bladed beta-propeller-domain-containing protein. Gene Ontology annotation, molecular function: protein binding; 6-phosphogluconolactonase activity. NCBI's taxonomy places the organism in Eukaryota, Fungi, Basidiomycota, Agaricomycetes, Boletales, Suillaceae. Bases 375 to 1460 code for a protein of 361 amino acids. The record is from RefSeq and is a predicted model, not a curated record. The transcript has 5 exons.